Messenger RNA from Hyaloscypha bicolor E, 1740 nucleotides. RefSeq names its product putative major facilitator superfamily transporter. Gene Ontology annotation, molecular function: transmembrane transporter activity. Gene Ontology annotation, biological process: transmembrane transport. The record is from RefSeq and is a predicted model, not a curated record. The coding region runs from base 68 to 1717 and encodes 549 amino acids. The transcript is spliced from 5 exons. Lineage: Eukaryota; Fungi; Ascomycota; Leotiomycetes; Helotiales; Hyaloscyphaceae.
CUUUAGCAAUCCACAUCAUAGCAUACUGCAACACAUACCUGCCUAUGUAUCAACUCCAGGCAAGACAAUGACAGAAAAUGCGUCAGCGAGCGGCGAGGUGGGCGGUAUUGCUCGCAAGUCUUCACCGGACGGCGGAAUUGUCGCAACGACUCCAUACUCUAUGUUUCCUAGAUCCCAAAAGCGGUGGAUCACCCUCAUUGUCGGAGUGGCGAUGAUGUUUUCGCCUCUUAGCGCCAACAUCUACCUACCAAGUCUCCCGCUACUCCAACGAGAUAUGGACACCAGCCCGCAGCUGAUCAAUCUCACGGUUACCGCAUAUGUCAUCCUCCAAGGGAUCGCACCCGCAUUCUUUGGAGAAUUAUCGGAUAAAAUUGGCCGCCGUCCAGUGUAUAUCAUCUCUUUCGGAAUCUACGUUGCUGCAAAUACUGGACUCGCAAUCCAGAACCGUUAUGCUGCCUUGCUUCUUCUUCGGAUGUUGCAGAGCCUGGGGGCCUCUGCUACCGUUGCUAUCGGAUAUGGCGUUGUUGCGGACAUAGCUACUCCUGCCGAAAGAGGGAGGGUUCUGGGGCCUGCCAUGGUUGCAACAAAUCUCGGACCAAUCUUGGGGCCGGUGAUUGGAGGGCCGCUGGCAGAUAAAGCGGGCUGGAGAUGGGUCUUCUGGUUCCUCACCAUCCUUGGAAGCGCUUUCCUCUUGAUAGUUCUCCUCUUUCUUCCCGAAUCCGGCAGAUCGGUAGUAGGAAACGGUAGCAUUCCAGCAAGAAGAUGGAACAGGCACUGGAUGUCCUACAUAUCUGGCCGACCAACCAGAAAGUGGGCAGGGGAAGAAGUGGAAGCCGUUGGAUUAGAGAAAGAUUCCCAGCCCCUGGCAAAGAGGGUAAAAGCCCUGCUCCCAAAUCCGUGGAAGUCGCUUCGCCUUCUAUUCCAGAAAGACACAUUUCUAGUGCUUUCAAUCAGUGCCAUGUUCUACAUGACAUACUACAUCGUCCAAGCUUCGAUACCCGAGCUAUUGGAACGGAUCUACGGCUUUGAUGAAACCACCGUUGGACUUUGCUAUUUUGCCAUUGGCUUCGGAGUCGUGAUUGGCGGUUAUGUUAAUGGCAAAUGUAUGGAUUUUAACUACAAAGCUACGGCCAAAAUCAUUGGCUUCAAAAUUGACAAAGUUGCUGGAGACAACCUACGAAAAUUCCCAAUUGAACGAGCGAGGAGCAGAUUUGUUAUUAUCUAUGUGUUGCUUCAUACAGCAUGUCUGGCGGGUUAUGGGUGGUCCUUACACCAGAAAAUUCAUGUUGCUUGUCCUCUGGUACUCCAGUUCGGUCUCGGCUUCUUAGCUACUUGUAUUGUCCAGACUUUCAACACUCUGCUGGUGGAUAUCCACCGAAAUACUCCGAGCACCGCUGCAGCCUCGGGUAAUAUCGCCAGGUGUGCCCUCGCUGCAGGUGGUGUUGCUGUUAUGCAGCCACUCCUCGAUCGGCUGGGAGAAGGAGUCUUUUUCUCGGUUCUUGGAUGCGUGUCAGGGGUUCUUGGGUGGGGCUUGAUAUUUACCAUUCGGCAAUACGGCAUGGCUUGGAGAGGUACACGUGAGAACAAACAAAUUUUGCCGGACGUGGAGCUCGAGGAAUGCAAGAGAGGCUCGGGUACAGGUUUAGAUGAUGGCCAAGUGCAUGAGAUACAAAGUUGUGAAAAUAAGCCAUUGGAGGUUUGCAUAAAGACGAAUUAAUAAAAAAAAAAAAACUUUUUUUU